AUGUUUCCUAUAUUUUGGAUCCUCCUCCCUCUGGUCUCCGCCCAGACAUACCAUUGGGGUCCAUGCCCCACCCCCAGUGUCCAGCCCAACUUCAGCCUGCAGCAGUACCUGGGCACGUGGUAUGAGAUAGCGAAACUUCCAGCAUCCUUUGAGAGAGGGAAAUGCAUCCAGGCCGAUUACUCUCUGAGGGGAGACGGCACCAUCAGAGUCCUCAACUCCCAGUUCUAUAAAGGUAAGGUGCGGACUGUGGAGGGGACAGCAGUGGUCCAGGACCCAAAAAAACCAGCCAAACUGGGAGUCAGCUUCUCCUACUUCACUCCCUAUAGUCCGUACUGGGUGCUGAGUACUGACUAUGUGAGUGGAGCGGUGGUGUACAGCUGUACUGACGUGUUGAGGAUUUUCCAUGUCGACUACGCCUGGAUCCUGGGACGUUCCCGCUUCUUGCCUGCAGAGGAAGUAGAGUACGCCAGGCAGCUGCUGGCUAAAGAAAACAUUGACACCUUCAAGAUGAGUGUUACUGACCAAACGGGCUGCGACUAGAUGGAGGUUUAGAGGUCAGCGGUUAGGGUUGUAGGGUUAAAGGGUUAUUUAUGUGUCCACUUCCCUAGUCCUAACGCCGUAGACACUUCUCCCCUACUCCCAAUGCUCUAUCCACAUGUAAUUUAGCCCUACCUCUAUAGUUACA
Molecule: messenger RNA, 685 nt
Organism: Salvelinus namaycush (lake trout)
Lineage: Eukaryota; Metazoa; Chordata; Actinopteri; Salmoniformes; Salmonidae
Product: apolipoprotein D-like
Exons: 4
Coding region: 1-540 (179 amino acids)
Biological process (GO): lipid transport; brain development; tissue regeneration
Molecular function (GO): lipid binding
Source: RefSeq, a predicted model, not a curated record